CGCGGCGCGCAAGCGCGCGGGGCGGUCCCGAAGCGAGUUCUGCGCCGGGACGCUCUGGAGGGAGGUGGCUGCAGCGCUGGACGGGCGGCGGCGUUUCCACGUGCUCCUUGCGGCGGGUUGAAACCUUUGGCGGGCGCUGGCUGAGAGGUCAAGACUUCAAACCUAUCUUGGAUAGAGAAUACUUAACCAUUUAGCUAAAAAUGGUGUUUUUUACAUGCAAUGCAUGUGGUGAAUCAGUCAAGAAAGUACAAGUGGAAAAGCAUGUGGCUGUUUGCAGAAACUGUGAAUGCCUGUCUUGCAUUGACUGCGGUAAAGAUUUCUGGGGCGACGACUACAAAAACCACGUGAAGUGCAUCAGUGAGGAACAGAAGUAUGGUGGCAAAGGUUAUGAAGGUAAAACCCACAAAGGCGACAUUAAACAGCAGGCAUGGAUUCAGAAAAUUAAUGAGUUAAUAAAAAGACCCAACGUCAGCCCCAAAGUGAGAGAACUUUUAGAGCAAAUUAGUGGUUUUGACAACGUUCCCAGGAAAAAGGCAAAAUUUCAGAACUGGAUGAAGAACAGUUUAAAAGUUCAUAAUGAAUCUGUUCUGGAGCAGGUGUGGAAUAUCUUUGCUGAAGCUUCCAGUAAUGAAGCAGUCAGUAAGGGUCAAGACCGGCAGCCCCUCGCCCAGGCAGCGAGCCCGCCCCGCGCAGAGCUUUCCGCCAAGGUGCCAGCCUCUGGGACAAAUGACAGCACAGAAAAACAAGCAGAGGUGAAGAAGAAUAAAAGAGAAAGGAAGGAAGAAAGGCAGAAGAAUAGGAAAAAAGAGAAGAAAGAACUGAAAUUAGAAAACCACCAAGAGAAUUCAAAGAAUCAGAAGCCAAAGAAGCGCAAGACAGGCCGGGAGGCCGAAGGGGAGGCCCUGGGCUCUGCAGGGAAGAAGAGCCAGACCAAGGCUGGUGAGGCCGAGGGGGCCGCUGACAGGGCUGAGGAUGGAGCUGGGGCCUGCGCGGGAGACGCCGAGGAGGAGCCCACGAAAGCCCGGCCUGGGAAGAGAAAGCAGAAGCACUUGGAAGAUGACGCAGAUUCUAAGAAGAAAAAGAGAAAGUUCUCAGAACCCCCUGAGGGCGGAGAACCAGAAAACUGUGAGGCUCCUACAAAAGGUAAAUUCAACUGGAAGGGAACGAUUAAAGCAGUUCUGAAACAGGCCCCAGACAAUGAGGUAGCCGUCAAAAAGCUAAGGAAAAAGGUUCUAGCUCAGUAUUACGCGGUGACGGAUGAACAGCACAAAUCUGAAGAGGAGCUCCUCACCAUCUUUAACAAGAAAAUCAGCAAGAACCCCAGCUUUAAGUUAUUAAAGGACAAAGUCAGGCUUUUGAAAUGAACAUUUUUAUAUUUAAAUCUGAAUCCGUUCUAUUGAUUUCUUUCACUGCUGUUUAUAAAACAUGUAAUGAAUUGUAACAACUCCCAGUUUUGCUUUCCAAAGCUGUAUUUUUAAGUUAAGGAAAAAGUCUAUUUUUGGUAGAACUUUUAUGAGAAAAUAUAUUCUUAUCCAUAAUUUUAAA
This is a messenger RNA of Ailuropoda melanoleuca (giant panda), 1545 nucleotides long. It is a transcript of the gene LYAR, whose product is annotated as Ly1 antibody reactive. Gene Ontology annotation, molecular function: DNA binding. The transcript is spliced from 9 exons. Bases 201 to 1364 code for a protein of 387 amino acids. Gene Ontology annotation, biological process: rRNA processing; negative regulation of transcription by RNA polymerase II. NCBI's taxonomy places the organism in Eukaryota, Metazoa, Chordata, Mammalia, Carnivora, Ursidae. Gene Ontology annotation, cellular component: nucleolus. The record is from RefSeq and is a predicted model, not a curated record.